AUGACCACAAAGCCCGCGCGCAUAGGGCCUCCUCGGCCGAAGGCCCCAAUUGGCCGUUUGGCCACCCUCAAGUCCCCCGCGACUGCUAUCAAUCGUCCUCAGUCAAUUGGACGUACCCAUCCUCCACGACCGAAAACACAUCCAAAGACAACGAACUGUCCAAAUCCAGGAUGUCCUGCUCCGCAUAUUGUCGAAGAAGAUGGACAGAAGCUGUGUACCGGGUGUGGUACCGUCAUUGCCGAAACCAACAUCGUGUCAGAAGUGACAUUCGGUGAAUCUUCCUCUGGGGCGGCUGUUGUUCAAGGCACUUUCGUCGGAGAAGGUCAAAGUCAUACCCGAAGCUUUGGUCCGGGCUUCCAACGAGGCGGUGGCAUGGAAAGUCGAGAGUUAACAGAAGCAAACGGUAAUACAUACAUCUCUCAGCUUGCGCGACCAUUGAACAUCCCGGAGAGUGCUACCAAGGCUGCGGGUCAGGUGUUCAAGCUUGCUGUCGGACUUAAUUUCAUUCAAGGUCGUCGGACCAAGACCGUGGCAGCAGUCUGCCUUUACAUUGCUUGUCGUAGGACAACCGGUAAUACAGUGAUGCUGAUUGAUUUUGCCGAUAUUUUGAUGGUCAAUGUUUUCAAGCUUGGUCGAACCUACAAAGCCCUUAUUGAUGAGCUUCGACUGGGCGGCACCACCUUUUUGGUCAACCCAAUUGACCCAGAAAGCUUGAUCUAUCGAUUCGCCAAGGCAAUGGAGUUCGGCCCUGCUAAUAUGCGGGUUGCUGGUGAGGCUGUACGCAUUAUUCAACGGAUGAACCGUGACUGGUUGUCUACGGGUCGACGGCCAGCAGGUACUUGCGCCGCAGCUCUGCUCUUAGCAGCACGCAUGAACAAUUUCAGACGAACAGCUCGUGAGACCGUCUAUAUAGUCAAAGUGACCGAGAUCACCAUCAAUCAGCGCUUGCACGAAUUCAGCAUGACAGAGAGCGGAGAUCUCACUGUAGAUCAAUUUCGUUCUGUGCAACUUGAGAACUCGCACGAUCCCCCUGCAUUCACUCGAGCGAGGGAGGGUCACAAAUCCAGUCGCUUUACAAAGAAGCCUGCAGGAGCAAUAACCGAAAAUGAUGACAAUUCAGCGAGUGCGGCAGGCUCAGCUCAGCCUAGGCGCGUUGAUGCAGAUGGUUUUGCAAUUCCAGACCUUCCGAUUGAUCCUGCCUUAACGGAUUCCACUUCUCGACGAGCAUCUUAUAGCAAAGCAGCGGAAGAAGUCCUUGAGGAAAGCAAGUCAGAAAUGGCCAAAUCCAAGGGGAUGGAUAAAAGCAACGACCCACGUCGACCUGCUCUUCUCGCCAAUCCCACGCCAGAAGAAAUCGCAUCCGAAGACGCAUUAGUGGACGAGAUACAAAAAAUGAUGAAAAGGGGGUCUAAAAUGGUAGAAAGUCUUCCAGAGUCAAAGAGCAUUGUACCUGACGCCGUUGAUAUUGGCGAUCACGAAUUUGAUGACGACCCGGAAGUUGCGAACUGCCUUCUCACCCCAGCGGAAAUCGACCUCAAAGAGGCCAUCUGGGUCACUGAGAACAAGGACUACCUUCGCGAACAGCAAGAAAAGAUGCUCAAACGCGCGUAUGCCGAGGCCACGGGUGGUGGCACAACUCGCAAACCUCGGAAGCGCCGAAAGACCCGUAUGGGCGAUGUCACCUAUCUUGAGGGUGAAGACGGUGAGCAUGGCUCUCGUGCGUCGACCCCGGCUGAGGCCACACGACGGAUGCUGGAAGUGCGCGGAUACAGUAAAAAGAUCAAUUACUCUCUGCUUGAGAACCUUUACAGUGGUGAGAAGGAAGGCGAUGCUGCGCAAACUAAGCAGGAAACUCUGAGCCGAAGUCGCAGCCGCAGUCGCAGUCGCAGUGUGAGCGUAGUAUCCCGCCAAAGCCUUCCACCUGCAGCCACACCUGGUCGGCGACGACGAAAGGCCGCUACCCCUGCUCCAGCGUCGCCUCCUGAGCGUCCUCCUGGGCCUGCUUCCGUGUCUGCUGACCCUGUAUCGGUCCCUAAGUCUGCUCCUACUCCUGCCUCUGAAUCCGCUCCUCAUCCCACUCCUCCUCCUACAGCACCGGAGGCUACACAGAAAGACACCGGUCCCGAAAAUGAGCUUGCAAGCGACCAGAAGGAUCCCGAUGAUGUGGAGGAGAAUGACGAUGAUUAUUACGUUGAUGAUCACGUUGAUGAGGCAUUCGCAGGAGCGUAUGGGGAUGAUUACUACGACGUCAGCGAUUCAGACUAG
Molecule: messenger RNA, 2265 nt
Organism: Penicillium longicatenatum
Lineage: Eukaryota; Fungi; Ascomycota; Eurotiomycetes; Eurotiales; Aspergillaceae
Product: transcription factor TFIIIB subunit BRF1
Exons: 3
Coding region: 1-2265 (754 amino acids)
Biological process (GO): transcription preinitiation complex assembly; transcription by RNA polymerase III; DNA-templated transcription initiation
Cellular component (GO): nucleus; transcription preinitiation complex; transcription factor TFIIIB complex
Molecular function (GO): TBP-class protein binding; RNA polymerase III general transcription initiation factor activity; RNA polymerase III type 3 promoter sequence-specific DNA binding
Source: RefSeq, a predicted model, not a curated record